AUGGAAGGCUCUCUUGAAGAAGCCGACAGUUGGCAGUGUCCUGACACGCCGUUAUGGUUCGAUACGCGAGGAUACGCCGCGGGGGAUAUGAUAUCCGGUCUUUUGUUCGACAAACUCGAGGAGAUUCGCUCGCAGAUACCGAGAAGAAGAAACGUAAACGCGAUCACGGAUCUGUGUCUCCAUCGAAACUCGUUCUGGUAUAAAACGUCGUGUCCCCCACCAGCUCUCCUCUCACCAAACCGACACGGUCCAAACUACACUCGCGACCUCUCUUCACUCAGACCAGAGCGACCUUCCCGUGGCUUGCCGCUCGUGUGUAUCCUCUGCCUACGCGAUCAAGGGUUCCAGUCUAUCAUCAACAAGAUAUCCGCGAUGCCUUCUUCCCCCACUCGCCAACGCACUCACGAAGACAUGAUACUGAUCUUGGCCACAGCAGCAGGACGGCAAGCUGUCGAGAACUUUCUGUCUCAGCGGGAUGAACCACAGGUUCCACCGCCCCCUCCAUCUACUCCGACCUCAGAUUCCUUCCCUGUGAACGCUCUCGACACUGAAGCCUAA
Molecule: messenger RNA, 558 nt
Organism: Stereum hirsutum FP-91666 SS1
Lineage: Eukaryota; Fungi; Basidiomycota; Agaricomycetes; Russulales; Stereaceae
Exons: 2
Coding region: 1-558 (185 amino acids)
Source: RefSeq, a predicted model, not a curated record